AUACAAGGAGGUUUGUCCGACUUUACUUUCUCACUUUCAGUGAGUCAGUUGUUCAUUUGAUCCCUUCGAUCCAUGUUCCUCCUUUGACUCUAAUGAAAUGAAUGACUCAUUCCUUAAUGUUGAAUGCCUUUUUCUGAAUUUGUCAUUGUCUCGAUUUGGAUUAGUCUAUCUCCCUUUGCCCAACGGCGCGAUGAAGGGUUGCAGAGUCCAAAAUAUACUUUUUUUUUUUGCUUCGCAGUUGAUAUAACACAUCUUUCUUCUCUCACUCUCUCACGCUUCUAAUUAUCAUUACAGACUAAAAACAUGUCUGUUGCCAAGAACGCUUUCCUUAGCACGUUCAGCCAUCUUACAAAAGCUGUUUCCAAUGGCACACCUCUUCUCCGUGUGACAAAGCCGAUCGUUUCCGCACCCAUGAACGCUUGGUCAGGACCCACACUUGUUGCUGCUGUUGCCAAUCACGGAGGGUUCCCCAUCUAUCCAAUCGGUUACUUUACAGAUCCUCCCAAGAUCCUCAAGGAGCUUCAGUCCAUUCUUCCACUUCUCAAGGACCUUGAGGCUCCAGGCAGCAAUCAAGCAGCAGGAGCAGCAGGAGCAAGGGCAGGGGAAGUAACAGGAGCAGAGGCAGGUCCUGAACCAGAUCAAUUUUUACCAUAUGGAGUUGGGUUCAUCACUUUUUGGCUGGACCGUCAAGGACCUGAGUUGCUAUUAGAUAUCCUCAAGGGUCGAGGUGAUGAUCCUAACCGUCAAUCUCCACCUCGUCCACCUGCAGCAGUUUGGUUCUCAUUUGGGAACUAUAAGCCAUACCUCAAGCUGAUUCGCGAACAUGGAGUGACUGGAACCAAAGUGAUUGUACAAGUACAAACAAUUCAAGAAGCUCUGGAAGCUCAACAAGAACUUGUCGAUGUGAUUGUCUUGCAGGGAACGGAGUCUGGAGGUCAUGGUGCUCAGCGUGUAUGGCCUUUGAUGACUUUGAUCCCUGAAGCUAUCCAGGCUCUUGAGGCCAAGGUUGGUUCAGUCAAUGCUUCAGGAUCAAAACUUACCAUGCCUGCCAUCUUGGCUGCAGGUGGAAUCUCAGUUGCAUCUCAAUUUACAGCCAUUCAGACAAUGGGAGCAUCUGGCGCAGUCAUUGGAACCGGGUUCAUGCCCACAUACGAAUCGCCAGGCCCUCAGCAUGCAAAGGAACGCCUCUUGAAGGUCGAGGAUGGUGGUGCAGGCACCGUCCGCACCCGCAUCUUUGACGAGUUGCGCGAGUUCAAUUGGCCUGAGGGUUAUGACGGGCGAGUUGUGAGAAAUUUAGUGACGGAGCGUGAAGAGGAGGAUUUGAAAAACCAUGGAUUGUACGAACAGACAGGUCCAGCAGUGUUCAAAUUGCUCAAAGAAGAUCGCACCGGUACCAAGGAGGAUUGGAUAAGGGCCACCAAAGAUCAGGAUUUCGAUCUGUUGCCACUCUGGGCUGGCACAGGUGUAGGCAUGCUGAAGAAACAAGUCUCUGCUGCCGAGUUUAUGGAUCAAUUGCUCAACAAACCGAACUAAAAUUGGUUCAUAUCCCAACAAGAUAUUUCAUAAUGUUUUGGUUUAAUGAAUGCAGACAGAUAAAUAAAGACUAGUCGUUGUCUUCUA
This is a messenger RNA of Lobosporangium transversale, 1620 nucleotides long. RefSeq lists its product as hypothetical. Bases 304 to 1533 code for a protein of 409 amino acids. The transcript has a single exon. Gene Ontology annotation, molecular function: nitronate monooxygenase activity. The record is from RefSeq and is a predicted model, not a curated record. Lineage: Eukaryota; Fungi; Mortierellomycota; Mortierellomycetes; Mortierellales; Mortierellaceae.